Messenger RNA from Choloepus didactylus (southern two-toed sloth), 1140 nucleotides. It is a transcript of the gene DKK4, whose product is annotated as dickkopf WNT signaling pathway inhibitor 4. The coding region runs from base 275 to 940 and encodes 221 amino acids. Gene Ontology annotation, biological process: negative regulation of canonical Wnt signaling pathway; multicellular organism development. The record is from RefSeq and is a predicted model, not a curated record. The transcript has 5 exons. Gene Ontology annotation, cellular component: extracellular region. NCBI's taxonomy places the organism in Eukaryota, Metazoa, Chordata, Mammalia, Pilosa, Megalonychidae. Gene Ontology annotation, molecular function: receptor antagonist activity; co-receptor binding.
CCAGAGAAGGGCCCUGGACAAGGUAGAGACAGCACAGGGCGGCGGAGGCAGACCUGACUGGCAGUUAAAUGCUCCCUGAGGCUCUGAGCGCCACCAGAACACCAGGAGAUCUCAGAGGACAUUUGGAUUGCGGGAAAGAGACACAAGAAAAGCAUUUACCGAAGACUUGCUGAGUUUCCAUCUCGGCAAAAAGUCGGUUGUGGAUUUAGAGUAGCCCAGCUUCAGAGGACACUUUGAGACCCGAGAACCUUGCGGAGACCUGGGUGACUGAAGGAUGGUGGCGGUGUUCUUGCUGGCACUUGGCUGGUUCUGUUCUCCCCUGGGAGCUCUGGUUCUGGACUUCAACGACAUCAAGAGCUCUGCUGACGUGCAAGGAGCUGGGAAGGGUUCACAGUGCUUGUCUGACAGGGACUGCAAUACCAGAAAAUUCUGCCUCAAGCUCCACGAUGAAAAGCCAUUCUGUGUUACAUGUCGUGGGCUAUGGAGGAGGUGCCAACGUAAUGCCAUGUGCUGCCCAGGAACGCGCUGCAUAAAUGAUGUUUGUGCUGCGAUGGAGGAUGUAGCCCGGAUAUCAGAACGGCAGAUGGAUGACCAAGAUGACACAGAUACAAAAGGAAUAACUGAGCAUCCGAUUCAGGAAAACAAACCAAAGAAGAGGCCACAUACUAAGAACUCACAAGGCAGUAAGGGACAAGAAGGAGAAAGCUGUCUUAGAACUUUUGACUGUGGAUCUGGACUUUGCUGUGCUCGUCAUUUUUGGACCAAAAUUUGUAAACCAGUCCUAUUGGAGGGACAGGUCUGCUCUAGGAGAGGCCAUAAAGAUACUGCUCAAGCUCCAGAAAUUUUCCAGCGUUGUGACUGUGGUCCUGGACUAUUAUGUCGAAGUCAAGUUACUGGCAAUCGACAACAUGCACGGUUAAGAAUAUGUCAAAAAAUCUAAAAAGCUAUAAAUAUUUCAAAAUAAGGAAGAAACCUCAUUGCAUUCAAGCAGAAACCUCAGAACUUAAAAAUUCUCUGUACAAAUCUCUCUUAAAAUAAGCUCUUGUAGCAGCUGAAAUAGAUGGAAGCUAGAGAACUAUGAGAUGCUACCUUGUGAUAAAUAGAAAAUUGCUUUGUUUUUUUGUAUAUUACUCCAAAAAA